CUUCAAAUAGCACGGUAUGGAACCAACAACUUCACACUUGUUCUCUUUCCUCUCUGCUUUCGUUGCUUCCAUAGCAGUCCACUCUUCCAACAUUCAUUGAAGAGUGGCUGUUACAUAACCAUAAUAAUUAAAAAUAACUCUCUCUCUCUCUCUCUCUCUCUCCCAUUCUUCACUACUUCCUCCCUUUAAUAAUCUCCUGGAUCAUUUUCUUAUUUCCAACUUAGCUUAGAUUACUUCGUCAUGUUCAUGUUCGUGUAAAGCUCGCAACUUUGCAUCUGGGUGGGAAAUGAGAACAACUGACUAAGCUUGAAAAUAGGAAAAAGAAUUGGUCUUUUGAUUGAUUUCAACUUGGGUUGUGAAAUGGAGUUCCCUUCCCUCUCUAUGAGGGCAUGUAAAAGUAAAACCAUGGGAGGUUGGACCCUUUUGUUGCCGCUAGUACUGCUGCUAUGGAGUUCUGUUGUGCAUUCGAAUUCAGAUUACUUGAUUGGUCUUGGAAGCUAUGACAUCACUGGUCCUGCAGCUGAUGUCAAUAUGAUGGGGUAUGCCAACGCAGAACAAAUUGCAUCUGGUGUUCACUUCAGGCUCAGGGCUCGUGCUUUCAUUGUCGCUGAGCCAAAUGGUAACCGGGUGGUGUUUGUGAACCUUGAUGCUUGCAUGGCUUCACAGCUUGUGACUAUCAAAGUUCUUGAGAGGCUGAAAGCAAGAUAUGGUGAUCUUUACACUGAAAAGAAUGUAGCUAUUAGUGGAAUUCACACUCAUGCUGGUCCUGGUGGUUAUCUCCAGUAUGUUGUGUAUAUUGUAACAUCCCUUGGAUUCGUUCGCCAGUCAUUUGAUGUCAUUGUUGAUGGAAUUGAGAAAAGCAUUGUUGAGGCCCAUGAAAAUCUCCACCCAGGAUCAAUAUUUGUUAACAAGGGUGAGCUCUUAGAUGCUGGUGUAAAUCGCAGUCCUAGUAUUGAUGCUGAAUGGGGUCCUGUUGGAAGCUUCAAUUGGUUUGCUACUCACGGAACCUCAAUGAGUCGUACAAACGCAUUAAUUAGUGGGGAUAAUAAAGGUGCUGCUGCACGUUUUAUGGAAGACUGGUUUGAGCGAAAAAAUGCUGUAAAAAUGGAUAAUGUUGGAUUUGAAGAUGGUGGCAUCCCCCGAAGAAUCUCAAACAUAAUUCCCAGCCUUAAUGAUAAUCACCAUGAACUACUGGAAAUCGCAGCCUCCUUCCAAUCUCCUCCUGGAAGACCAGUAACUAAAUCUUCGAGUAUUGCAAGACGCGUAAGAGGUGCUCUUAGGCAGGUUGACAAGCCUAAAUUUGUAUCUGCAUUUUGUCAAUCGAAUUGUGGUGACGUUAGUCCAAAUGUCCUUGGAGCUUUUUGUAUAGAUACCGGACUACCUUGUGACUUCAAUCAUAGUACUUGUGGAGGGAAGAAUGAAUUAUGCUAUGGCCGAGGACCAGGCUAUCCAGAUGAAUUCGAAAGUACACGUAUUAUAGGAGAGAGACAAUUUAAAAAAGCAGUGGAACUAUUCAGUGGAGCAUCUGAACAGAUUAAAGGGAAGGUUGAUUCUCGACAUGCCUACAUAGACUUCUCCAAGCUUCAGGUAAAUCUUCCGAAUUUCAAGGUAGUAAAGACAUGCCCCGCUGCAAUGGGAUUCGCAUUUGCUGCUGGAACAACAGAUGGACCUGGAGCUUUUGAUUUCACGCAAGGUGAUGAUCAGGGAAAUCCUUUUUGGAAGCUGGUCCGCAACUUGAUUAGAACACCAGGCCAGGAACAAAUUGAUUGCCAGAAGCCAAAGCCCAUUUUGCUUGAUACUGGUGAAAUGAAAGUACCAUAUGAUUGGGCACCUUCAAUACUUCCCAUCCAGAUCCUCCGAGUUGGACAGUUUGUUAUUCUUAGUGUACCAGGAGAAUUUACAACAAUGGCUGGAAGGCGUCUUCGUGAUGCAGUGAAGACAGUGCUAAGUGGUCACAAAGAUUUCGGUAACAACAUUCAUGUUGUUAUAGCUGGGUUGACUAAUACUUACUCACAGUAUGUGACAACAUUUGAAGAGUACGAAGUGCAAAGAUAUGAGGGUGCUUCCACGCUUUUCGGUCCACACACACUCAGUGCAUACAUUCAAGAGUUCACGAAGCUUGCAAACGCUCUCAUCAGUGGCCAGCCUGUAGAACCAGGGCCACAACCCCCGGAUCUCCUCGACAAGCAAAUAAGUUUGCUGACGCCGGUAGUGGUGGACACAACACCUCUGGGCUCAAACUUCGGGGAUGUCAUCUCUGAUGUGCCCAAGAACUCUACCUUUAAGAGAGGCGACAUGGUGUCGGUUACUUUCUGGUCUGCAUGCCCCAGAAAUGACCUAAUGACAGAAGGUACAUUCUCACUUGUGGAAUUCCUCCAAGGAAAGGAAACUUGGGUUCCUACCUAUGAUGAUGAUGACUUCUGCUUGAGGUUCAAGUGGUCGCGGCCUUCUAAACUCAGCUCGCGAAGCAAAGCAACCAUAGAAUGGAGAAUUCCACAGGAUGUAGCUCCUGGUGUAUACAGAAUAAAACAUUUUGGUGCUGCAAAGAGUUUGUUAGGAUCCAUUCGCCAUUUUACAGGUUCAUCAAGUGCAUUUGUAGUAGCAUAAAUAAAGGGGAGGGAUGGUGAAUACUCAUUAUACAUGCCUAAAGCUAUUUUUUACUACAUUGUUGUUGAUUUCUUCUGAUACUGAGUUCUCUAGCAGAACACCAUGAAUCAAAGGUUGAAAUAGUUGAUUAA
This is a messenger RNA of Arachis duranensis, 2738 nucleotides long. RefSeq names its product neutral ceramidase 1. Gene Ontology annotation, biological process: ceramide catabolic process; long-chain fatty acid biosynthetic process; sphingosine biosynthetic process. The record is from RefSeq and is a predicted model, not a curated record. Gene Ontology annotation, molecular function: N-acylsphingosine amidohydrolase activity. NCBI's taxonomy places the organism in Eukaryota, Viridiplantae, Streptophyta, Magnoliopsida, Fabales, Fabaceae. The coding region runs from base 361 to 2607 and encodes 748 amino acids. The transcript has 10 exons. Gene Ontology annotation, cellular component: extracellular region.